Lucilia sericata (common green bottle fly) is the source of this 2033-nucleotide messenger RNA. It is a transcript of the gene Vsp37A, whose product is annotated as vacuolar protein sorting-associated protein 37A. The transcript has 3 exons. Gene Ontology annotation, cellular component: ESCRT I complex. NCBI's taxonomy places the organism in Eukaryota, Metazoa, Arthropoda, Insecta, Diptera, Calliphoridae. The record is from RefSeq and is a predicted model, not a curated record. Gene Ontology annotation, biological process: protein targeting to membrane; ubiquitin-dependent protein catabolic process via the multivesicular body sorting pathway; protein targeting to vacuole. The coding region runs from base 300 to 1394 and encodes 364 amino acids.
UCGCCGCAGAGUUGGUAUAUGUUUGUGUGAGUGUUUUAUUUUGACAAAACAUUUUUAUUUGCAUUUGUGAUCAUAAGAAAAAGAAAAACAAAACUUUGUUUUUUUGCAAAGAACAUUCUAAAAAUUACUUAUAAAUAUAAUUAUUUUACUAGAAAUUUUUAAUUUACAAUUUCUUUUUUUAAAUGUUGUGCAAGUAAUUGUUAUUUGUUAACUCCUGUUGUACAACAAAAAUAGGAAAACAAAUUUGUUAUUUGAGGGUUUUAAAGAACAAAAUUAAAAUUUAAUAAAAUAUAGAAAAAAUGUUAAUGCGAACUCAGCAAUUUAACAAUUUAGACUAUCGUCGUCGCCAAAUUGAUACUUUAAAAGUAUUCAAUGACAAUGUGGUUGAGGUCUGUGAUUUGGAAGAAUAUUGCAUACAUUUCGAGUCCGGAGGACGCAAUUUCAUAUUAUCCGUUUUAUUGGGUGUUAACUUUCCCAAUGAAAAGCCCAAAUUGAUGUUAUCCCCUUUGGUGCAACAUUUAUGGGUAAAUGCCUCUACCGGUGAGGUGGAAUCGGCUCCAGGUUUGUUAAAUUAUUCUCCUCAUUCAGAUUUGGGACGAGUUGUACAGGCUGUAAUACGAGAGUUUGAACGUUUCCCACCACCUGUUAUUAAGGCCAACAGUCCUAUAAACAUACCCCCGCCUAAUAAUACCUCCCUAGGGGCUCAGCAAACAAUGCUGCCUCAGACACAUCAUCAUUCCCAUCAUUCACAUCAUCAUCAUCCCUAUCCCCUACAAGUGGCCAAAUCUUUGGAUAGCGGCACCAGCAGUGGUGCCUCGAAUAGCACCAACAGCAGCAAAGAAACUUCACCACAUGAUCCCUCCAAAUCCACUUCGCCUCGUUUAAAUGAAAGCAGUUUUCCAAAUCUUUCUACCCUCUCGCUGGAUGAACUUAAACAGCUGGACAAUGAUCCCGAGUUCUUUGAUGAUUUCAUAGAGGAAAUGUCUGUGGUGCAGCAGUUAAAUGAGGAUCUAGAUUCCAUGAUUAAUCAAGUAGAAUCAAUUUCCAAAGAAAAUGAAACCAAGGAAACCCAUCUCGUGGAAUUGAAACGUAAACUAAGUGAUGAUGUUACAACACUUAAGCAUUUAGGCGAAAAAUGUGAUCAAUUGAAUAAGAAAUAUCUUAAGAAAUCGGAGGAAUAUAAUCCACAACAUAUAAGAGAGCUGUUGCAAAUAGCUGCCUCCAAUGCAGACACAGAAUGUGAACGUCAUGUGGAGCAAUUUCUAAAUGGUAAAAUUGAUGUGCAAACAUUUUUGCAAAGUUACACACACUGCAAGAAGCUAAGUUCGGAACGUAAAGCCAAAGAGGAACGUUUGGGCCAACAGUUAACGGCUCUAGAAAGAGCGGGCAUUUAAUGGAAUAGUUGGUGUAUUUUGCUCAUUAGCUUAAAUUAUGCGGCAGUAGAAAAACAAUAAUAAAUCUUCAACAGCCUGGUGCUGGGGCUUUAUAUUUUAGUGUCUUAGUUUUUUUUUUUUUUAGUUAUUGUUUUCAAUUACAAUUUGUUGUUCUUUUUAUGUUAAUUAUAUACUUUUAUUAUCACUCUUUAUUAUAUUCCUUUUUAAUUUUUUUUAUUAGAUUUUAAUUUCUUUUCUAAAAGCUUAAGCUUUUUAACCAGUGGUCUUAUCUCAGCUAAAAAGUUGGAAUUCCAUAAAUCUAUUCAAAAGCUUAAUUAAAGAAAUAUCUCUCCUUGUAACAAAAAUAAACCAAAAUCACUCUAGUUAAAUAGUUCUAUUUUUAAAAGAUAUAUAUUUUAUUAUUAUUAAUUUAUUAUUGUUUGUUUCAUUUCAAUUUUUGUUUUAAAUUUAUUUAAUAGCUAUUAGUAGUUAUAGAAAAACAAUCUCCUAUUAUCAAAGAAUUUACAACAAAUGUUGGGCAUUUCCUAUAUUAGUCAACAUUUGUUGGGUUUUUCUUUGGAAACUUUUAAAAGAAUUUCAAAGUAAUAAAGUUUAUUUCGUUUAAAAAGAACAAAAUAUUAUUAUAAGAAAAAUGUAAAC